Molecule: messenger RNA, 2629 nt
Organism: Punica granatum (pomegranate)
Lineage: Eukaryota; Viridiplantae; Streptophyta; Magnoliopsida; Myrtales; Lythraceae
Source: RefSeq, a predicted model, not a curated record
CAGAAGCCAAAUAGCAAAAGCCUAUUCAAGUGCGAGUGAACAAAAGAAUGGCGGAUCAUAAGGUGGCGGAUAGUGGCGAAUUGGAGAUGACCGACGAACAGGUUAAGGAGGUGGCGGAGAAGAACCCAACCCUGAGAGAUCGGAAGGUGUCGUGGGCAAAACUCCGCCGUGUGGACUCCCUCAACCUGGAGGCCGGUCGUGUUUCCAUGAACCACAACCACCACUCCUCUCAGGUGAACUGGGCAAGGACUAUGAGCUUGGUUUUUCAGAGCAUAGGAGUGGUGUACGGGGACAUAGGGACAUCACCGCUGUAUGUUUUCGCGAGCACUUUCGAUGAUCACAUCAACGACAAAGAGGACAUCCUCGGGGUCCUGUCCCUCAUAAUUUACACCAUCGUUCUCAUCCCCCUCCUCAAAUACGUCUUCAUUGUCCUCCUAGCCAAUGACAACGGCGACGGAGGAACGUUUGCUCUGUACUCGCUCAUAUGCCGGUAUGCGAAGGUGAGCCUGAUCCCGAACCAACAACCAGAGGACAGGGAACUGUCGAACUACAAGCUCGACACCCCGUCGGUGCAGCUGAGACGGUCCCAGAAGAUCAAGGAGAAGCUCGAGAGCAGCAAAAGUGCCAAAAUGGUCCUCUUCCUUGUCACCAUAAUGGGCACCUCGAUGGUGAUCGGAGACGGAGUCCUCACACCAUCCAUAUCAGUUCUUUCUGCAGUCGGGGGGAUCAAGUCACUCGGACAAAAUGCUGUGGUGGGAAUAUCAAUAGUCAUCUUGAUCACUCUGUUCAGCGUCCAGCGGUUUGGAACCGAUAAGGUGGGGUUGUCGUUUGCACCAAUCGUGUUCGUGUGGUUCUCCUUCAUCGGCGGAAUUGGGCUGUACAACUUGUUCAAGUACAAUAUGGGGGUGCUGCGUGCCUUCAACCCUAAGUACAUAGUGGACUAUUUCAAAAGGAACGGGAAGCAAGGCUGGAUUUCUCUUGGUGGAGUUUUCCUUUGCAUCACAGGUACUGAGGCCAUGUUCGCUGAUCUCGGUCAUUUCAGUGUCCGUGCAAUACAAAUUAGUUUCUCUUGCAUUACACUACCAGCGUUGCUAACUGCUUACAGCGGUCAAGCUGCAUUCCUCACUAAACACGCCGAUAAAGUAUCUGAUACAUUUUAUGAGAGCAUACCAGGACCGAUGUAUUGGCCAACAUUCGUGUCGGCGGUUGCAGCAACAAUUGUCGCAAGCCAGGCUAUGAUCUCGGGAGCAUUUGCUAUAGUUUCACAAUCGCAAGCACUCGGCUGCUUCCCAAGGGUUAAGGUUGUCCAUACCUCCGCCAAGUAUGAAGGUCAAGUCUACAUCCCUGAGAUCAACUACAUCCUCAUGAUUGCUUGUGUUAUAGUUACUGCUGCCUUCAAGACAACCGAGAAGAUCGGACAUGCCUAUGGAAUUGCUGUGGUGUCGGUGAUGGUCAUCACAACCUGCAUGGUGACCCUUAUAAUGCUCGUCAUAUGGAAAACAAACAUAUGGUUGAUUAUCUUCUUCUUCGUGGCCUUCGGCUUAAUAGAGAUUGUCUACAUGUCCGCGGUCCUUUCCAAGUUUGUACAGGGUGGAUACCUCCCCUUAGUCUUAGCCUUUGUCCUUAUGACUAUCAUGAUCAUCUGGCAUUACGUCCACAAGGAGCGCUACAUGUUCGAGCUCAAGAACAAGGUCUCCGGUGAUUUUAUUAGAGAUCUGGCCAAGAAUCCUGAUGUGAAUAGGGUUCCCGGAAUUGGGCUCCUCUAUUCCGAGCUCGUCCAGGGCAUUCCUCCAAUCCUCUCCCACUUUGUAUCCAACAUCCCGUCCAUCCACUCCGUUCUUGUAAUUGUCUCAAUCAAGAACCUCCCGAUUAGUAGGGUGGUCCCUGAGGAGCGGUUCCUCUUCCGACAGGUUGAACCCAGGAACUUCCGCAUGUUCCGAUGUGUUGUUAGGUACGGUUACAAAGAUGCAAUACAAGAGCCAAAGGAGUUCGAGCGGAGCUUGGUCGAGAACUUGAAGGAAUUCAUCCGCCAAGAGCAUUACCUCUUCGAGGAGCCUAUCCUGGACCAGCAGUCUGAGCAGAUGAAUCUGGCACAAUCAGCCGUCCUUGCAGGAGAUGAGAAGGCAAAUGGGUCAGCGGAAUCCCUCCAGCAGCCAAGCAACAACCUCGCAACCCAUGCUUCCUCGGAUUCCUCGUUCAAUGUGAUCAGGUCCGAAGUCUCAUCCAUUCGUUCUACAGCAGGACCCGCGCAAGCAGGGCUGGAGGCAGAGAUGCAAUUCGUGCAAAGCGCCCUUGAGAAAGGCGUGGUCUACCUUCUUGGAGAGGCGGAGGUGGUGGCAGAGCCCAAUUCUUCCCUGUUCAAAAAGAUAGUCGUGAACUAUGCCUAUAAGUUUCUUAGAAAGAACUUUAGGGAGGGCGAGAAGAUCAUGGCAAUUCCGAGAACGAGGCUUCUCAGGGUCGGAAUGACGUACGAAAUAUAAUGUCAAACUCCUCCUAUGAAUAAAAAAAAGUAGAAGAAUGUCCAGAAAUCAUGCCAUGGAAGAGGCAAGAAAUCUUUGUCAUUGGGACAAAAGUUUGAGCAAAAACUACUGAUGGUAUGUCAAUGACCAUGGCAUUCAAAGCCAUCCAA